Molecule: messenger RNA, 543 nt
Organism: Scutellospora calospora
Lineage: Eukaryota; Fungi; Glomeromycota; Glomeromycetes; Diversisporales; Gigasporaceae
Source: the annotation of a GenBank genome assembly
AUGAUUUUGAUCCAGAACCUAAAACUGAAUUAUACGAUCAACUUCAAGAUAAUUUUUACUAUGGAGAUAACGAUGAUGAAACAAUAAUCUCUGUUGUUCUUGAAUAUAUUAAAUCAAAGAUAGAUAAUAAUAUUAAACUAAUAUUUGAUGAACAAAAUUUAUUAGUAUUUUACGAAUUACAAAACCAAUUUGAAACAGAAGUAAAGGAUGAAACAUAUCGUCGUAUGGGUAUUGAUAAUCCAGAUAUAGUUAAUUUAGAGGAGUUUAAUAAUUUAAAAGAAGAAGUCAAACAAGCAAAACUUAGAAGAACAUGUAAAUUAUUUAAUGAUACAUGUUCACAUUACGAUAUAAACGAAGUAAAUCAUGGAUUUUAUGAGUUUGUAAAAGAGUCGAAAGUGUUAAUUUAUAGAUUCAAACUCACUGAAGAUAAAAAAUAUGUAUGGAUAAAAAAUGGAGACAGGAUGGAAAAAAGAGAGUUAUUCCGAAACAAAGAAGUGAAUUAUUGUUGCGGAGGUGUUGGUCAAAGUUCUAUUUUUAUUUCUG